AUGGAAGAAAUUAUAGCCAAGCAGAAUAAUGACCUAAGUGAGCAGGAAAUAGAAAACGAGGAAACACAAGAUGAAACACAAGAUGAAGCACAAGAUGGAGCACCCGAGCAAACCCUUCAUGAAGCAGAGGUUGAAGAUCUCGAAAAACGCAUGGAAACUAUUGAUAUAGGAGAAAAAGAAGAGCAUGAAAAAAAUAUUUCAGAACUAAAAUUAAAACUUGAAGAACAAGCAAAAGAAAAUGCAGAAAUUGAGGCAAAACUCGAGGCAGCUGCCACACGGAGAAAAGAGCUUGAAGAACAAUUGCAAAAGAAAUAUGAAGCAAGGGAAAGGGAAAAUGCGGAAAUCAAAGCAAAACUCGAGGCGGCCACUAAAAGAAGAAAGGAACUCGAAGCAUUAUUGAAGGAAACAAAAUUACAAAGUGUAGAAAAUCAGGAUGAAUAA
Molecule: messenger RNA, 441 nt
Organism: Acaulospora morrowiae
Lineage: Eukaryota; Fungi; Glomeromycota; Glomeromycetes; Diversisporales; Acaulosporaceae
Source: the annotation of a GenBank genome assembly